AUGGUGAUAUUGGUUUUAUUUUUCGGAUUGGCCAAAUGUUUGAAAUCAUCGAUCCAAUUUCAGUCUCUCAAAUUGAAUUUCUCCGAUGUUACUAUUUCUAUACCUAAUGGCUACAAUUUAAUAUUCCAACCUUCAGAUAAAAUUCGUAUUAAAAUCACAAAAGAUAAACAGCAAAAGGCUUUUACUGUAUAUAAGGACCAAUACAUGCAAGUCUCUCGAUCAAAUAUUACAUUCAAAGCCUUCAAAAAUUCCAUUGUUCAAAUGUAUUAUUGGUUAAUUCCAACUACCUUAUGUGGCCGUUCAAGUGUUCAUUUCUCUGCUGAUAAGUCAAUUCGUUUUAACAGUGAAACAACUACUCCAAGUUCAAAAAUCUGUGUUUUUCCACAAUCUAAUGCUUAUUCUCAUGAACUUUACGGAAGCUUUACAUCAAAUAGCACAAAUUGCAGUCUAAACUUCUAUGCUAUUGAAAAGAUGCAUCUAAACGUUUUCCAAGGUUUCAGAGAGAUGAAAGCCAAACUGAAGCAACCUGUAUAUUCCACGCCAGCAAAUAAUCAUUACAAAUUAGAUUUUUCAAGUCCAUACUUCAUGCAAUACUCAAAUUGCGGUGGUUCUGAAUUAAAAUUACAGAUGUCCUCAAAAGUAGAGAGGCAAUCACAGAAAAGUGCAGACUGUGGCGUUUACUCAAUCCCUUCGAUGAAUUCUAUGGGCGGAUUGAUGCUAAACAACCAACUUGGAUUUGUUACGAUAGAAAAGUGUUCAAACAAGUCAGAAGAUGUUGCUAUAUCAUUGUUUUUAGUUUCUGGUGUUUUCUACAUCUUUUCACUGUUUUUGAUUUGUAUUUUGUUCAUUCCCGAAAAAUCUUCUCCUUUAUCAAAAUUCCGCUUGUCAUUGGCAUAA
Molecule: messenger RNA, 897 nt
Organism: Trichomonas vaginalis G3
Lineage: Eukaryota; Parabasalia; Trichomonadida; Trichomonadidae
Exons: 1
Coding region: 1-897 (298 amino acids)
Source: RefSeq, a predicted model, not a curated record